AUGAUCGCCCUCCCCUUGAAGCAGGCCCAACCGAUCGAUUGGGUGGCACCAUUGCGGUCUUAUUUGACGAACGUGUAUGGUUCCUCGAAUGAAUUCGCGUCUGAAAUUACAACCUUCAACUCCAUGCGCGAAAGUGUAUCGGAUCCGCCUUUGACCACAAGUGGGCGGGACCUGCUCUAUCGGUAUUUUGGCCAGCUUGAUUUACUUGACAUGCGUAUUCCACUCAGCGACCGAGGUUGUCGGAUAAAAUUCGAAUGGCGGAACCUUUUUGAUGGCGAGACAGUGGUCCAAUCGUCUGCCGCUUUCGAAAAGGCCUGUGUGUUGUUCAAUCUAGCUGCUGUACAAUCUCACAUUGGAGCCACAAACGACCACAAAACAUCGUACGCUGCCUACCAAGCUGCGGCCGGUAUUUUCAAAUUUAUUAGUGAGUCGUUUUUGCAUGCACCCACCAUUGAUUGUGCCAGUGAGACGGCCCAAACUCUUUCGGUACUGAUGCUCGCCCAGGCCCAGCACGCUUUCCUGAACAGAGCAAUUGAGGGUCAGACCAAGCCUGGAUUGCUGUCAAAGCUUUCAAAAUCUGCGGCAGACAGGUAUGCAGAAGCUGGAACUCGCCUAGAAGCUCUCUACAAUGAUGAAUCCUGGGGUGAGUCUGAGUGGUACGAACACUGCAACGUCCAAGCGCAGACUAUGCUUGGCAACGCCAAUUUAUACAUGUCGCUGCAUCUUGAUUCUACCAAGAAGUUUGGAGCUGCAAUUGCUCACAUGAAAGAAGCCAAGACAAUUUUCAAAGAAUUGCCUGAAUCAGACCAGUCAUAUGAGCUGGCCUGCGAAAAACUCAAGACUAUGGAACGUGACAACGAUCUUAUUUAUCAUGAGGUUGUGAGCGCUGUGUUUGAGGAUCUUCCUGCCACCGACGCAGCAAAGCCCACCCCUCUUGAAAAACUGUAUAUUGAUCAAAAUGUCGCUAGCAAAGUUGUCGGCCGGGAUUUGUUCUCCAGAGUGAUUCCUUUGGAUGUCCAUGAAAGAGCAAGCAUGUAUUCGGAAGAGAAGGCACAGAUGCUGCGCAAUGAGCAAGAAAAAGUUGAUGUUGCCGAUGAAGAGCUAAAGUCUGCUCUAGAAUUCAUGGACUUGCCCCGAUCUGCCAGUAUGCUUCGCCAUCCCGACCAGUCGGCAGAGGAUAUCAGUGGCGUUCCUGGUCUUGUAAAAGAGUGGUCGCAAGAAGUCUCGAGUGCUGGUCCGCUUGUUUUUGACUUGGCUGCCCGGCGACAACGUAUUCUUGACCGAGUGCAGACUGGCGUUGAAACUCACAGUGCCCAACGAAUCAAACAAUCACUGAUUGCCGCAGUGGCGACUGACAAUGAGCUCGAGGCGAGCCACAAUAGAUGUAAGGCAGAUGUUGAUAUUCUCCGUCAAGGAUUUGGUGCAGGUAGCCCGUUGUCUCAAUCGUUUGUAUUUUCAGCCACUUCGGCCAUCAGUUUGCUUGAUCUCGAUGACUCUGAGCGUGCAACCGUAAAUGAAAGUUUGGAAAACGUGCUAAACGACGUUGUAAAGCUCCAAAAAAUCCACAACGAACGUCGAAAAGUGUUUGCAGAGUUUAAAGAAAAGGUCCACGCUGAUGAUAUUUCAGAUAAGCUGGUUGCUCAUCGUAAGACUGCUCAUAUUGAAGAAGCUCUAUUCAAGCCUGAACUUGCCAAGUUCUCGCCUUAUAUCCAGCGAGUUGAUUCUACGGUAAGACAUCAAACUAUUCUUUUGAAUGAGCUGAGCAAUUUGUGGAAGCAGACGCUGGCUUCACCUAUCGUUCGCAAACAAGCGAGUGAUCGCGAAAGUGUCUUGUCUCAGCGUGCAGUUGCAAUUGAGCGCUACCGUCAAGCGUAUGAAACCUGGCUUGCCAUUAAAGAAGGCCUCAACCGCGCACACAAAUUCUACGACGAUUUGGAGGGCUCGAUCGUGCCGGACAUGGGCUCACUUUCUAUUUCUGCUACAAAUACAGGGCAGGCACCAGUUCUGCCCCCAAAACCGUCAGAUUUUUCGGGAUACACCAUGCCGUCGGCUUACGACUCUUCGCUAUACCAGCGCUAAUUAAGCCUUUCAAACUCUGUUUCGACCAACCGGACAAAACUGACGAUGCCCGCAUCGACAACUGCCAGGACUACCUGCUUUUUGCCUUGUUUGAUUCGAGUAAUUGGCGACCGUUUGGGUGCCUCGUUCGUUUCGGGCACACUGGCGAACAGACCCCGCGUUUCAGUAAGGGUGGGUAUGUUCUGACGGCGAGCAUCAACGACACGUACGUAGAAAUCUGGUGGGAGCGGCUUGGACUUUUUGAAUUGCGUGCCUGGCUUGUAGACGUGAUAAUGGGCAGCAAUUGGUUCGACAUGGGUUUGCCGAGCAGUAGAAACAAUUGAUAGAUCACGAUAAACCUGAGAAUACGACCUGUACACUGAACGCCAUGCCAGCUGUUCAUGCCACGGCUGGGUUAACCAAAACCAAAAGCCCUGAGACUGCCUGAGGUGUUGUAUUGGUUCUGGGACACAUUGCUCGAGAGCAGGCGCUCUGCGGACAAUGUAACCGAGCUUUUUUAAAUAGGAGUACACGAGCAUAUUUUCCUGUCGACACGCACUCAUGCAAAACGCACAAAUACCCUCAAUACUCAGAGCGUUGCCCCUGUACAUGACCUGCAGCGUCCCGCGCUGAGCUAGAUAAACAGCUUCUUCUGGAUCAAGGAACGUCGCAGUCCGCUCAGCCUUCCCCAUCGUGAAAAAGUGGGUUCCCUUUGGCUUGUCGACUCUGACCUGUUGUCGCUCCGAGUCCCAUUCGCCAUAGACAAGGUUUUUUGCCGAAGUGGCUCGAGGGUGAUUCAGCGCAUCGUACAUGGCAUUUCUACUGCGGUCUAGGAUCGACUGCUGGAUAUUUGUCCCGUCAGGAGCAAAGUCCUUUUCGCCUCGCUUCAAAACAGCAGCAUCUUGGACCCUGGUAAGCGCCAACCAGUCUUGCACCUCAUCUUCGCUGUCGCUCAUCGGGAUCUUUUUGUCAACCGUUCUCCCAAAACACUGCGCAGUU
Wickerhamiella sorbophila is the source of this 3057-nucleotide messenger RNA. RefSeq names its product Vacuolar protein-sorting protein BRO1. Bases 1 to 2079 code for a protein of 692 amino acids. The transcript has a single exon. The record is from RefSeq and is a predicted model, not a curated record. NCBI's taxonomy places the organism in Eukaryota, Fungi, Ascomycota, Dipodascomycetes, Dipodascales, Trichomonascaceae. Gene Ontology annotation, cellular component: endosome. Gene Ontology annotation, molecular function: protein binding. Gene Ontology annotation, biological process: protein transport to vacuole involved in ubiquitin-dependent protein catabolic process via the multivesicular body sorting pathway.